AUGGCGAAAAAUCCAGAAACUGAGCACCCUGUGCAGGUAUUCGGAUGGGCUGCCAGAGACACUUCCGGUGUUCUUUCUCCGUUCAAGUUUUCGAGGAGGGCCACUGGCGAUUAUGAUGUGCAGUUCAAGGUUUUGUACUGUGGUAUCUGCCAUUCAGAUAUUCACAUGCUCAAGAACGAGUGGGGCUUCUCUCAGUAUCCUCUUGUCCCUGGGCAUGAAAUUGUUGGAGAGGUAACUGAGGUUGGCAGCAAGGUCCAGAAAGUUAAAGUUGGGGACAAAGUGGGCGUGGGCUGCCUGGUCAGAUCCUGCAGGGAAUGCGACCAGUGUUCGGCUGACCUCGAAAACUACUGCCCGAAACAAGUUCUCACUUAUGGUACUCCCGACAUAGAUGGCUCCAUCACACAUGGAGGCUACUCAACCACCAUGGUUGCCACCGAGCAUUUUAUCUUCCGCUGGCCUGAUAACCUGCCCCUCGACAAGGGGGCCCCUCUUCUGUGUGCCGGCAUCACGACCUACAGCCCGAUGAAAUACUUUGGGCUCGAUAAGCCCGGGUUGGCGAUUGGGGUCGCCGGGCUCGGCGGGCUUGGUCACGUGGCCGUGAAAUUUGCCAAGGCUUUUGGUGCCAAGGUGACUGUUAUAAGCACAUCUGAGAGUAAGAAGAAGGAAGCCAUUGAGCAACUUGGUGUCGAUAAUUUUGUGGUUAGCAAGGAUCCGGAGCAGAUGCAGGCUGCAGCAGGGACACUCGAUGGUAUAUUAGAUACAAUAUCCGCAGAUCACGGUCUUGUGCCGUUUCUUAAUCUGUUGAAGCCUCACGGGAAGCUCGUCUUGGUUGGUGCUCCUGAAAAGCCACUCGAGCUACCGGCCUUCCCCAUCAUUGCGGGGAGGAAGACUGUGGUGGGGAGUGCUAACGGGCCUGUCAAAGAGACGCAGGAGAUGCUCGACUUUGCUGCCGCGCACGGCAUAACUGCAGAUAUUGAGCUUAUCUCGGCUGAUUACGUUAACAAGGCCAUUGAGCGUCUCCAGAAGGCUGAUGUGAAGUACCGUUUUGUGAUCGAUGUUGGGAAGACCAUGAAACCUGAGCGCUGUAAAUUGUGA
Molecule: messenger RNA, 1095 nt
Organism: Striga hermonthica
Lineage: Eukaryota; Viridiplantae; Streptophyta; Magnoliopsida; Lamiales; Orobanchaceae
Source: the annotation of a GenBank genome assembly